Sporothrix brasiliensis 5110 is the source of this 852-nucleotide messenger RNA. RefSeq lists its product as uncharacterized. The transcript has a single exon. The coding region runs from base 1 to 852 and encodes 283 amino acids. The record is from RefSeq and is a predicted model, not a curated record. NCBI's taxonomy places the organism in Eukaryota, Fungi, Ascomycota, Sordariomycetes, Ophiostomatales, Ophiostomataceae.
AUGCCGUCUUCCCAACGUCCAUUCUUCCUCUCAUCCUUUUUCGCUGCCUUCCGCCAGCAGCCCACCUCGGCGUCGUCGCUCUCUUCCUCUGCGGCCGCCGUCCAGCAGGCCGCCAGCAAACACACGGCGGCUGGCGGCAACUCGUCCGAUAUCGUUGCGGCGGUCUCGGCGGCAUCCUCCGCGACAUCACCUGGCGCCUCGUCGUCCUCCUCCUCCAUAGCUGCGGCUGGCGGCACUGCCUCGGCUUCUACCUCGACGUCCCUGGCGACAGCCGCCGGCAGCACCACAACGCCCUCCGCCUCCAACACGCUGGCGGCAUCGAAUGGCUCCAGCACCAACUCGCGCUCGAUCGCCUCCUCGGCAGCGGCGGUGGCGGCUGCCGCCCUGACGGCCUCGCAACGCCUACACUCGUCUCGCUCGCCGCACCACCACCAUGCGCACCACCAUCACCACCAUCAUCACCACCACCAUGCACACAACAGCACGGGCACCUCGGCCGUCCCGAUUCCAAACAGUGGGUCUGGUAGCCAUCAACAACCACAACAAAACAGCGGCUCCAACCACGGCAGUUUCACGGAAGAGCCGUACUAUGCCAAUGGCUACUCGGGCUCCGGCACCAGGACCGGCACACCGACAGCCACGGCUACAUCCACGUCUACGACCGUCGUCGCCGCCACGGGCCGCCGGCGCGGCAGCGACAGCAGCAGCGAAGGCUUUCGCGAGGUGCUGGGCGCGGACAAGUGGUACAUUGGCGGGCGGACGGCGGCGGGCGAGGAGCGGUUCUUCAAGCUGGGCGUGGUGCGGCGGGUACGGAGCAACGACCGGCUGAGCCUGGACCGGUUAAGCUUAUGA